UCAAGGAUCAAUGAUGCGGUGCCACGGUGUGACUGAAACGAGUCAGAACAGCUGAUGGACUCGACGACUUUGCUCUGCUGCUGUUUGGAGAUGGUGACCUCUCGCCUGAGCCUUAGAUAUCAAUCACAACUGAAACGCUGAUCAAUCAAUCAAUCCCUUAAACAGAGCAUCGUUACACAGAGCUAUUUGGUGAUUGGACCUCCUGAUGACACAAACCUGAUUACAGGACACGAAAGCUUCUGUUUCCUUCCCCCUCCCCCCGCCCGCGUACCACCGCUUUAUCGAAGAAGCAAUUUGUGUAAAAGAAAAAAACAUCAGUCAGUGUGGUUGCUAUGGAAACUGGGGAGGCGCAGCGCUGGUGGCAGCGAGAAGAGAGAUGAGCUCAGUGUUUCCUGACGACUCCGAGAGAAACAGAUCCGAUCAGCAGGAAGCACCCAGGGUUUGACAGAGGCCUUCAGGAAACAUUUUCCUUCAAUGGCGAUGAAGGGCGGGGAGAAUGUGCGGUGGGCGGAGAGCGACAGCCUGAAAAGGAAGCUAAGGGAUCCUCUGAACCUGCUGCUGCUGAGAAAAACCCGGAGCAGGAGUGAGGGAGAGGAGCCACCGGAGGAGGUGGAAAAUAAAACCACGGCAAGACAUUCAGACGCCGCAGUUGAAAGAGGAGCUGAGCUCAAAGAAGGCAGUGGCAUGGAGGGAGAGGCUCCACCCACAGGAACCUGCAGGGGGCACUGCAGAAACAGGAGGAGGUGCAGGUGGUGGAGGAGGUUCUCCUCAGAGCUCAUUUGCAUCAGAAGGAUAAAGAAAAAAGUCAAGAAACGACCAGGGGAGCAGCAGCAGGAUUCAGAGGUGGAGCCUCAGUUACAGGACAAGAGAGCUAAAAAGAGGGCAUGGCCAAAGUUCAGGAAGUCCAGGAAUUCAUCAUACCAGCAGAGGGAGGAGGUGCAGGGGGAGGCCCAGAAAAGGCUGCACAGGUUCUUCAUUAGAGGAGGAAAUAGGCGCCCACAGGAAGACAUGGUGGCGGUGGGAGUGGCUCAGACAGACACUGUUCAGGCGACUGUCAUAGUGGAGACUAGUGUGGAGGUGGCGCAGGAUCAAUGUGCAACUGGGAGUCCAGGAGAACCAGCAGCAGGAGAAAUGUAUGAGGAGGUGAAGGAAGGUCGACCAGAGACCUUCCAAAAAGUUGGUGAGGUCGAUGACAUCACCGUGGGAAGACCACUCGAGGUUUUCACUGACUCUGCGGACGCUGGGCCAUUUCUCCAUAAGGAGUUUCAGAGCUCGUUCCAGAGCUCCUCCUCCUCCCUUCAGGCACCGGCAAAUGGUCUGUUCAUUCGAAUUGAGCUCUGCCCCCAGGAGAAGGAGGAGGAGGAGGAGUGCUGGGAGGGCAGCUCUUCCUCACAGAACCACCUCCUCCUCCACCUCCUUGAUUUUGGCCACAGCGAGCGGCAGCUGCUUCAGAUGGCUCACACGCUGGUCCGAGCCGCCGUGAAUGCUGCUGUGGAUCAGCUGACCAGAGAACUGCAGAGCACCGCGAACUGUGUCCACCGAGACCACGCUUGAGGAGGCAGAGAUAGGGAAGAGGCGCUGCAGUGAGUGUCUGCGCAGAACUAUAUGUCAUUUGGAGAACAAACUGGAGCUAAAAGAUGACACGAACACGCUGACAAGCCACGAUGGAUCACGUGAAGGAGGAGAUCAACAACUCCAGGAAGGGAUCAACAUCUGAAGGAGGAGAUCAACAGCUGAAUGAUCAUACAGAGUCCGAUGUUUUUCUCUGGAUCAGCUGAUAAAGGUUAACUUUGUGCCUGAGAGUCACAACUUAGGGCUUAUUGAUGUUCUAUCACCAACUUAGGCUCUGCUCAUGAAUUAUUGAUCUGUAUAAAGUCACAUGUUCUGUUUUUCAGUCGUGGUGAUGGUUUAAAUCAAUAGAUCUUCCUCCUCUUAGAGACUUUGCUCCUCUUCUUAAAGCCACAGUUUAGAAAUGAUUGCUACAAGGAAAGGACAAUCACAGAAAAGAGGUGUAAAAAAAGAGGGCAUGGCCAAAGGUCAAGACCAGCUGAUGUAAUGAGCUCAGGUGCAGACAGGUAAGUGUUUGAAUCAGAAAGCAGACUGAGAGAAAGAAAAUGAUAUUUAGAGGUCAGAGCAGCUGGAAGUGACAUCACAAAACCUAAACAGCAGAGACCAAUGAGCUGAACUCUGUACUGAAGGUCAGAUGAUGAACUCUUUGGUUUCUUUCAUGAGGACAUAAACAUAUAACCAUUCUCACCAUGUGAACCCAAGGCUCUCGCUGAUGUUCUGUUUUCUGUGCAUAGAAAAGAUGAAUGGAGCUCCUUAAACUUGCACUCAUGUGCUACCGAUCUGUGAGUCUCUGCUCUCAGCUCCGAGUCAAACAGGAAGUUUAUUUUGGAGAUUUUGGUCCCGUCCGUCAAAUUUGGGGAGAGAUGACAAACAUUAUGGUGUGCAGUGUUUCUCGCCGUCAUCCAUGUUUUAUAUGCAGUCAGAUGUUUUUGUUCUUCGGGUUUGUGUCUCUAAUAAAAAUAACAGAAUGUAUAAAUGAGUUUGAAUGCUUAACUUUAUUGAACACUUCAAAGUACAAAGUACAAUUAGAAGGUAAUUUUCAGAUUUACACGUUAUUUACAUGAUGAAACCUCAGACACGUGUUCUAAUAAAAUAAUAUUAAUGAUCCUUUCUGCCAAUAACCAAUACAUUGACCCUUCAUAGAUCUCUGAUUAGUCUGCCUGACUUCAGUUGCCAGCAGAAAGCAGCUGACUGUUUCCAUGACAACAACCUCUGAUCCCUGAGUAAACAGAACUGCUGAUGAUUUUGAAGGUGAACAUGUGAA
Messenger RNA from Oreochromis niloticus (Nile tilapia), 2833 nucleotides. RefSeq lists its product as uncharacterized. The coding region runs from base 475 to 1554 and encodes 359 amino acids. The record is from RefSeq and is a predicted model, not a curated record. The transcript is spliced from 3 exons. NCBI's taxonomy places the organism in Eukaryota, Metazoa, Chordata, Actinopteri, Cichliformes, Cichlidae.